AUCGGGCUCCUCAGUGAGAAACCAGAUCUCUCGCGCUCGCUCCUCACUCUAAUCGGCAGCGACACCUUCUCUUUGGCAGGCAAAACUCUCAGUGGAAGCAUCACAAAUUCAGGACAGACCCAGCGCCUGAACGUGGUCCCCACCGUAACCAUGCUUGGGGUGAUGAAGGCCAGGCUCGUGGGAGCCACCCGAGGCCACGCCCUCCUCAAGAAAAAAAGCGACGCCCUCACUGUUCAGUUCCGCCAGAUCCUCAAAAACAUCGUCUCGACAAAAGAAUCCAUGGGCGACGUCAUGAGAAAUUCCAGUUUCGCCCUCACGGAGGCCAAGUACGUGGCUGGCGAGAACAUCAAGCACGUCGUGCGAGAAAACGUCCAGUCAGCAGCCCUCAAAGUCCGUUCGUACCAGGAGAAUAUCGCAGGGGUAAAGCUCCCGAAAUUCGAGUACUUCAUAGAAGGUGGCGGCGAGACCAAGAAUGACUUAACCGGGCUUGCCAGAGGCGGGCAGCAGGUGCAGGCCUGCCGGGCAGCUUACGUGAAGUCGAUCGAGCUUCUUGUUGAGCUGGCGACUCUCCAGACGUCUUUCUUGACGCUCGACGAGGCCAUCAAGACCACGAACCGGAGGGUCAACGCUCUCGAGAACGUGGUCAAACCGAGGCUCGAGAACACGAUAACUUACAUCAAGGGAGAGCUGGACGAGCUCGAGAGGGAGGACUUUUUCAGGCUGAAGAAGAUUCAGGGUUACAAGAGAAGGGAGGUCGAGAGGCAGCGCGAGGCGGCCAAGGCUUUCGAGGAGGAGAAGUUUGCGGAGGAGAUUUCGCUCGAGAGGGGCGUUUCGGUAAAUUCGGUCCUGGACAUCUUGGCUGGCGUUGGUUGCGAGAAGGAUGAAGACAUAAUCUUUUGA
Messenger RNA from Striga asiatica, 900 nucleotides. The record is from the annotation of a GenBank genome assembly. Lineage: Eukaryota; Viridiplantae; Streptophyta; Magnoliopsida; Lamiales; Orobanchaceae.